CGCUGGGCUCGAGGGCCGCGCGGUGAUUGGUUCAGGCGGCCGGCCAGGAGGCGCCGCCGCCGCCCCUUCGCUCGGACGCUGUGAGGGGACGCGAAGGAGACCGAGGGCCCUGCUGGGCCGCCCCGGCCGCCCCCUGUCGACUGACCCCGGGGAGCACGCUGGGGCAGACGCCGCGGCCUGGGGCCGGAACGAGAGCGGCGCCUCAGGGCCUCGAAGGAGAAUAAGCUGGCAAUAACUAGGAACUCAACAUGAAUGGGGAAAGGAUCUCUUCAUUGCCCACUAAUCCUCCUGCGCUACCUGUUCAGUGAAAGGAAGCUUCAGCCAUGGAGGACAAGCGCAACAUUCAGAUCAUCGAGUGGGAACACCUGGACAAGAAGAAAUUCUACGUCUUUGGCGUCUGCAUGACCAUGAUGAUCCGCGUCAGCGUGUACCCCUUCACGCUCAUCCGGACACGGCUGCAGGUCCAGAAGGGGAAGAGUCUCUACAACGGGACCUUUGAUGCGUUCGUCAAGAUCCUGCGGGCAGAGGGGGCGGCCGGGCUCUACCGUGGCUUCUUGGUCAACACCUUCACCCUGAUCUCUGGCCAGUGCUACGUGACUACGUACGAGCUCACCCGCAAGUAUGUCUCGCACUACAGCAACAGCAACACGGUCAAGUCGCUGGUGGCCGGCGGCUCAGCCUCCCUGGUGGCCCAGAGCAUCACGGUACCCAUUGACGUCAUCUCCCAGCACCUGAUGAUGCAGCGGGUGGGCGAGACCAUGGGCCGGUUCAAAGUGCAGACCUACAAAGGCAAGCGCUUUCCCGUCUUCGGCCAAACCCGGGACAUCAUCACACAGAUCUUCAAAUCCGACGGGCUGAGGGGCUUCUACAGGGGCUAUGUGGCCUCUCUACUCACUUACAUUCCCAACAGCGCUGCCUGGUGGCCCUUCUACCACUUUUAUGCAGCUUUCCAGCUUGACACCCAAGGACUGCCCACACCUGCUCCUCCAAGCCAUAUCUGGGCCAAUGGCCGCUGCAACAGCUUCCACCCUCACCAACCCCAUGGAUGUCAUCCGGGCUCGUGUGCAGGUGGAAGGCAAAAGCUCCAUCAUUCUCACUUUCAAGCAGCUGAUCGCGGAGGAAGGCCCCUGGGGCCUAACGAAGGGCCUUUCCGCCCGCAUCAUCUCGGCCACCCCUUCUACCAUUGUCAUUGUGGUGGGGUACGAGACGCUGAAGAAACUGAGCCUCCGUCCGGAGCUGGUGGACUCGCGGCACUGGUAGCAAAACUGGGGAGCGGAGAGACGGACUUCUGUGAAAUCUCUUGGACCAUUGGCAUGGUUGAAAAUUCACCAAAAAGUGAGCACGGGGGCAGGAGAGCUUUCUGACAAGGCAGUUCUUAGUGGAGAAUUAAAUGCAAGCGACUUGUCGUCGUCGUCCCCAAAAUUCCUGCCCCAGUACUACUCCACUCCUUUGGAUUGAUUGCAGUGUUCUGCAAAAGAAACGCCUACUGUAAGAACUCCUUAAUUCGUUCAUAUGUGAGUGAAAGCAGGCCCAUCUCCUGGCCCUCCUUUCUCCCCCCCCCUUUACUUUUCAUUAAAAACAAAAACAAAACCACCCCUUAAUGGUUGAAGCAAAGUAAUGGUUUCUUCCCAAAACUGAUUUUGAUUCUCUCGUUUAUUUUGCCAAAUUCCUAGAGUGUGGGAGAAUAACUUUAUGUGUGACCCCUUGCUGGAGACUCUGCCAAUUGUAGCAGUGAAUGCCACUUAAAAAGAUGCACUUUGUAAAAAUAUAUAUAUACACACACACACACACACACACACCAGCCCAACUCCAAAACAUCUGAAAUCUGAAGAUCUGAAACGGGAUAAAUGUUCCAAACACCAGGAGUUAUUUUUACAGUAAGAGACAUGUCAACAUCUUGACAAGAUGUAUACAUUUCCCCCCACCCUUUCUUUCGAUAUAUCCUUGGAAGCUGUCUUGCCAAUUUUCCAGUAUCGAAGCAGUAGCAUCCCACCCCUAUUUCUGAUAUGUACGACGUCAUUUUAAAGGAAUUUCCUUUUUCGUCUGCAGCAGUUGUGGUCUACAAUUGUUGUGUUGUGUGUAUGUAUAUCUGCUGGGAGGAGGCUUAAAAACCACUCUAGGAAGGGCGUCCCCUUUAUUCUGUGGCCUUUGCAAAUGUGAGUGUAAAAAGAAUAAUUGGGUCCCUGUCCUAAAAUUGCUUCCUCCUAGUUUUCCCCCUUUAAGCACAAAUCUGAUGAUUCUCCCCUUGGGCGUCAUGUGAAAGGCAGGGUUCAAUUUUGCUGAAAUGUCUUGUAUAAUACUUCAUUUGAUCUUUGUGUAAGUCUGAAUGUCUCAAUCAAUGAAUGAGUGUUUUGUUAAUCUGUAAGACAAGGAUGUCAGUGGAGGGAACUCUGCAUCUUCUCGUCAUUGGUGUGGGGAGAUGCUUAACUCUUCUAUUUGGAGCAGAGCAGAGCAGGGCAGCUGACUGAGACUGCGUCCUUUGACAAAUCUGGCUCUACCUUGGACAAAAACUGUUUGUGUUCCUGUUCCGUAACCUAAGAGCUUUCAGCCCUUGAAACAGUAAGAAGUCUCAGAUGGUCCAGACCCUCCCCAGUGACGGGCGCCUUCUCACUUGGCCCUCCCCUCUUGCCAUCAUCUCCCUAUGGCAACUCCGGUGCUGAUUCUGCAUUUUAUAAACGUAGCUCCUCUUUGUCCACAUGCUCAUGCAGCCAUGUUAGUCUGUGAUGGGGAGGGGAAGCUGUAUUAACAUGAUGGAAGUAAAUUCAGUUGCUUCAAAAUGACAUGGGAGUGGGGGGCGUUUGAAACCAGUAGUGGGGAGGUGAUCUUCUGUGCACUUUGGAUCUCUUCUCUGCAGCAAGCAAGAAAACUUUUUAAAAACCCUGGAUCAGAGUUUACUCAAGUGCCAUAAUCAGGAAUUGAGAGAGAGGCUCUAAACAGGCGGCCUAAUCCUCGAACGUUGUCCUCUAAGAAGACUGUGGGCUGCGUGGGGUGGCCAUUGGAAACCAUCGAUACAAGCCAGCCCAAACCUUCUAGUAGAGAUCUUCACCCUCACCAGAGACUGAGGUGGGUGGGUCCCCCCAACCUGAUGCCCUCCAGAUGUUUGGAACUGCAACUCCAAGCAUUCCUGUCCAUUGGCCAUGCUGACUGGGUGUGAUGGGAGUUGAAGUCUAAAACAUCUGGAAGGCACCAGGUUGGGGAAAGCCGAACAAAAACGACAGAUCCCACAUUUUUCAAUGCCACUUAUGGGCUGGAUGCUGGGAGAGAUAAAAUACACUGAACUAAACUCUUCACAUGCCCUAAAUUGGCCUUGAAUGGAAGCAGUCUUGGACCGAUCACCAUAUUGCAGCCUUCCCCAACCUGGUGCCCUCCAGAUGUCUUGGACUGCAGAUCCCGUCAUUCCCAUGCAGGUGAAGAAUUAUUGGAGUUGCAGUCCUGUGCAUCUGGAGGCAUCAAGCUGGGUCAGGCUGCCCUAGAGUUUUCUACCCUGAGUGUCUUGUGAGGUGGCAUAACUUGGAUCUGGGGGAGACGCACAUGAUGGUUCUUCCAUGCAACCCCGCCCUCAACAAACCAUAUACAUAGAAGUGCUUUUUAUGGAAGAAUUUUGGAGUGAUACAGCCCAGAUACAACUCCCAGCUCAGCCUAUUUGCCAGUGGCAUGGCACAUGAUGGCAGUUUGUGGGGAGUUGGUUUUAUGUAAAAUAGAGAAAACCCUCCCCCUCCAUCUAUGACUUCAAAUCCUCAUACCACACGGUUACUCUAUAUUUAGCAAAAUAUGCAGGCAAAAAAACCCAGGCCCAUAUUUUGGGUUGUCUGGAAGUAAUGUUGACCAUGCAAAAUGUCUCGGUGUACCUGAAAUUGAUUUUGCCAAGUUGUUUAUUUGGCUUGUUCUUUCUUUUCCUUUAUAAGAAGAGCACUCAAGAAUUCUUUCUCUAUUGAAAUGAAAGACUUUUGGGUUGGAUCCACAUUCCUCCUUAUUGUCAAGUUUCACAGAAUUGUUCAUUUUGCACUGCGUUGGAUUUGGUAGAUGGAUGCUUUUGCUGAAGGUGGUAAUAUGCUGAGCACACCUACACGGAGUGUUUCUACUUAAAUACGUCUCUCUAAGGUAAAAUGGCAAAGGAACCUUAUAACAAUUCCUUGUGGGGUGGGUUUGGAUGGUUUAAUCCCCCCUCCCCGAGAAGCUGCUGUAUAUGGUUUGUUACUGAUUUCAGUUCAUCCAAUAUACCACAAACUCUUAUGAAAAUGCUGUAGCCUUAUUAGUGGGUUGUAUAUAGGGCGCUGAUCCCUCAUGCUGGUUAAAUGAGCAAGUUUAUAACUGUGUUGUGUGGUUCCCCUCCCCCCCCCCUCCCCGGUGAGGUCCAUAUACCUUUUAUGCUGUCCCAGGUACAAAUUUUGAUACUUAGUGGCUGAGAUCUCAUUCCAUUCUUUAUCUAGCCUUGACGUUUUUUAAACCUGCAUUGGUACUCUGAAUUAUUUGUUUCUAAUCUUUAGUACAAAGAGAAUCUAUAGGGAGCUCCAUUGAACUGAUCUUGGGAAGCUUUCGUUACUGUCUACCUUCAACACACACCUUUUGAAUAUGGGGGUUCAGAGUGAGUUGGGCCAACAGGAAACCUUCAACCGCCAUAUGAAAUGAAGAUCUGCCUGUUCACGUCUUGUCUAAAUGGGAGUAAAUUCCAAGUGAUCUCUGAUAUCGGUGCCUGCUGCUGUUUCAAUACAGAGUUUGAAUGUAUUUGUGUACAUUAAAACAGGUUCGAUUUUGCACUGUAAGAAGUCUUUGAAGUGUAAUUAAAGUUUUUAUUAUUUAUUUGA
Elgaria multicarinata webbii is the source of this 4805-nucleotide messenger RNA. It is a transcript of the gene SLC25A44, whose product is annotated as solute carrier family 25 member 44. Gene Ontology annotation, molecular function: branched-chain amino acid transmembrane transporter activity. Lineage: Eukaryota; Metazoa; Chordata; Lepidosauria; Squamata; Anguidae. The record is from RefSeq and is a predicted model, not a curated record. Gene Ontology annotation, biological process: branched-chain amino acid catabolic process; branched-chain amino acid transport. The transcript has 5 exons. Bases 324 to 1364 code for a protein of 346 amino acids. Gene Ontology annotation, cellular component: mitochondrion.